Meriones unguiculatus (Mongolian gerbil) is the source of this 7350-nucleotide messenger RNA. It is a transcript of the gene Rab22a, whose product is annotated as RAB22A, member RAS oncogene family. Lineage: Eukaryota; Metazoa; Chordata; Mammalia; Rodentia; Muridae. The transcript has 7 exons. The coding region runs from base 274 to 858 and encodes 194 amino acids. The record is from RefSeq and is a predicted model, not a curated record. Gene Ontology annotation, molecular function: GTPase activity; GTP binding.
AGUGGGCGGGGAGGUCAGGUGACCCAGCUGGCGUCCCAAGAUGGCGGCGAAGGUGGUGCCUGGGAGGCCGAGGCGGUGUCCGGGCUGUUGAGGUGACUUCGCGGGACAAGUGACUGGUCAACCGGACAGAAAGGCUGCGGCGGACGCAAGGCCGCCCCGUGUGCACAGCCGGCGCUGGGCAGUGCAACAGCGGAGCCGGGGGAUGCUGGUGCUGGGCCGGGCCUCUCUCUCAACUUAGGGCGGCGGUGGGCCCGCACCCCUGGUUCCCGGGCCAUGGCGCUGAGGGAACUCAAAGUGUGCCUGCUUGGGGAUACCGGUGUAGGUAAAUCCAGCAUCGUGUGGCGGUUCGUGGAAGACAGUUUUGAUCCUAAUAUCAAUCCAACCAUAGGGGCAUCUUUUAUGACCAAGACUGUCCAGUACCAAAAUGAGCUACAUAAAUUCCUAAUCUGGGAUACAGCUGGACAAGAACGAUUUCGUGCCUUGGCACCGAUGUACUAUCGAGGGUCAGCAGCAGCCAUCAUCGUUUAUGACAUCACAAAAGAAGAGACGUUUUCAACACUGAAGAACUGGGUGAGAGAGCUCCGCCAGCACGGCCCCCCCAGCAUUGUUGUUGCCAUUGCAGGGAACAAGUGUGAUCUUACUGAUGUCAGAGAAGUCAUGGAAAGAGACGCUAAGGACUACGCUGAUUCCAUUCAUGCCAUCUUUGUAGAGACCAGCGCAAAAAAUGCAAUAAACAUAAAUGAACUCUUUAUAGAAAUUAGUCGAAGAAUUCCAUCCACUGAUGCCAACCCGGCGUCUGGCGGCAAGGGCUUCAAACUCCGAAGACAGCCAUCGGAGCCAAAGCGAAGCUGCUGCUGACAACCCAGGGCCCCACCCUGAUGAAGAAGCAGGUGGUCCUGGAUGUUGCAGGAGAGCCAGGCCCUGCCACUGGUAGCCGCCUUGUGCUCGAGAGUCUUCUUGAUGCAAAAGGACUCAGAGGAAAUGGCUAUUUUGUUCUCUUGGAAGACUGCAAUGGGUGUUUCUGACUGCAGACUUCUGUCGAUGGACUCUGGCAUGCAAAGGGACCACAUCCUUGGCUGUUGACCUAGCUGAAAGGAGCAUCUGAUGUAUGGGUGGUAGGAUUGACUUGCUGGUACUUGUAAUCAGGAUUUUAUGUAUUAUUUGUAAAGGGAAAUGAGCACUUUCAUGGAUCUUAAGGGAAAGGCUGUGGAGAUGGUCAUCUCCUAGGUCCUCAUCUCUAGUGUCAAAGUCACAUCAUUUAAGAUGUGCAAAGUGACCACAAGGGGAGGGAUGGUUGUUCCUGGGACAGAGUCCACCAUCUCUAAAGCACUUUCAUGCACAGAAAAUUAACACCACAGCAGCAGCAGCAGCAGCAGCUGCCUGGUUCACCUUGGGUUUGCUUUUGACCCUGAAUGUGUUACCACACACAUUAGAUUUAUUGUUACCAUUUUAAAUAAGCUCUCCUGGUCCAGGUGAUGGUGUGGAGAAGCUACCUGGAGCCAGUUGAGUUGCAUGUGUCUAAACUGAUGAGCAGUGGUUUCAAAAGAAGAGAGAAAGAACAAAGGAAAUGAUUCUUUUGGUGGUGUUUUUUGUUAUUGUUGUUGUUGUUGUUGUUUUCCUUUGGCCCAGGUAUUUGGUGGGAAGAACAAGUAUGUGCUGCCUAGCAUAUGUAAAUUUGUAGUCUAUAUUUAUGAGACCAUUGCUUAAAAAUUAUAAAUUAUGUAAAUACAUUAUUAACGUCUGAAUUCCUUUCAGUACUCAUUUAGUCCUGUGCCCAGUCUCACGUGACCCCCACCCGUCUUUCAGCCUGUCCACAGGAAACUCUGAAGCCCAUUUACAUUGUGCAGAAGCAUGGAGCACUUAGCUCGCAGCUUCCUUCCUCUCCCCUCGCCCUUCUGCAUCCCAUCUGGAAAUGGUAAUAAAGACAUAUGCCUCCUUGACAAGCCUGACUAGUCCUUCCUGCCUGGGGCGAGAGUGAGCCCAGCACCCGUCAUUUACCUGGGGCGAGAGCGAGCACUUCUUAGCUCCUCCAGCGAGCUCAGACCAACUGUUCUAAGAGUGCUUUGCUUACCAACAGCCCGCCUCACCUCUCCCUCCUUUACUUUCUCUUGCCUCUGUUAGUGCUUUACACUCUUUUCCCUCAGGGGCCUAAUGAGGUUUUUAAUAUAAUCUAAAAAUAAAGCACCCAAGUGAAGCUGCUGGAAAUUUGUUCCUGGCCUAAUUUGGCGCCCUUCCAGCCCGAGUAUUGUAAGGGAAGGAAAUUUACAAGAUUAAAUAGGAAAUGAAACAGCUUGAAUUUCAAACGAAAUUGUGUUUUCAAAGCUGUCCUUAACUGAACAGUCAAAACUUUUAAAAACAAUUGUUACUACUUUGUGCCCCUCCCCUACACACUUAAAAUGGAGAGGUUUUAACACACCGGCAGCCCAGGUGACGCCAACCUGAGUGUGGCCUUGUCACCUUCUCUAUAAACAAAACAAAACAAAACAAAAAAAAAAAAAAAAAAAAAAAAACGGCUAACGGCUUGCCUCAUGUGGACGAGGCUACCAAAAUCUGGUAUGAAUUCCUGACCUGAAGAGUCAGGUCAUUCUGGAAGCCAUGGCUCAUCAGUGUGCACGGCAGCACCUCUGCCUCACUGUGCUCUGCUGCAUCCCCUCCUGCUCUCCUCUGUGGGCCGUGGCUUCUCUAGCUAGCUUCCCUCUCAUGUCACAUGCGGGGAGGGACUCUGGCCACGGCUGCAUGUCUUAUCACCAGGAUGAGAAGCAUGGGCUCUGCGUUAAUGUCUUCCUCAGCCUCUCUGUCACCAGUCUGCUCUAGAGACAAAGGAGCCAUGCUGCUUGUGGUAUCAAGUACUGCUCAGUGACAGCAGAUUUCCGUCAGGCCCACCCUUCUUGCUCGGUGGAAGACAGGGAGAUCGCCACUUACUUUCCCCUUAUGCAUAUUAAAAUGUAGUCAGACAUAGUGCUUUAUUUUGACCAUGUUUUAGAUUAAGCAGGAAUCUAAUAUAAAUUCCUUGUUUUUCCUGGCUGUUUCUUAAGAGAAAUAGCCAGACUCCAAAGGCAUUAAGACAUAGCCUCUCCAUAAAAGUCUUUGGUUCCCUUAUGAUGCAAAGCCAUUUUUAAAAGCUUUGAAGACUGAACAGAAGGGGAAGAUCUUUAAUUAACUGCCGGUGUGUAUUGAUCUCUUUCAGAGAAACUGAAAUAAGCUCUUUGCAGGUGUCCGAUCCUAGGAGCCACUGUCUCUCCAUCUCUCCUUCUACAUAAGUGUUUUUCUGAUUCUGUGAUAACUAAUUAACUAUCAUUUGGUGAUUAAAAGAACAUAAAGUGAGAGUCUGAUUAAGUGUCCUUCAGUGUAAACUCUGUGAGAAGUGAUUGGAGAGAAACACCUACCAACAAGCCCUUCUGGUUCCCAGUGAAACGCUGUCACCCGCCUGUCAGCUGCAGCCAAGACAAGCCCUGUACAUGGCAGCCGAGAGAUUUAUUCCUUUUAAAAUAGCCUAGGUCCUUGUUCCCAUUUAUGAUGAUGUUUGAAGUGCCCGCCUCCUCUCAUUGUGCUCCUGUUCCUUCAAUGCCUACCCAGGUCAAAAUAUCGAGAUUGUCUUAGGAGAGGCCAGUGUCUUUGAGAUUAGCUGUCCUCCGGCUUUUUUAAUAUAUGAAAAGGGGGUGACCCACAUUUAAUUUUAGAAAUUCUUGUAAGUCUUACAUCUGUUCCUUGUCUCCAGGAGGAAAGUGGGUUUGGGGGUUUUCUAAAGCUCUAAAAGAUAGAAUACUGAAGGUGCCUUGUAGGUAGCUGUCUGCUAGCACUGCAGAGAAUCUGCUGCUGUAUUUCAAGGGUACCAUGUUUGAAUGGGUAGAUUCGGUUUGGGAUACACUGCAUGCCAACACGUCAGCAUCCCAGACGGCAACAGUUCACUGCCUUGUGUCCUUUCCUGUCGCAAGUGAAGUGGACGGGGUUCAUCUCGCACUUCUUCACUCAUCCAGAACCCGCAGAGACCAUGACCCACAGACCCUCAAAGUGGAAGACAGCACACUGUGUUGUCUCUAUAGCCAGGCCCUGUGUCUGUGGGAACCUGCAGGAGUCAUGAGGGAAUCCUCACUUAGGGAACCCUUUAACUCCGAUCUGACCUCCAUCCCUGCUUCAGAACAUGGCAGCCGGACAGGCUGACUUUUCACAUUAGACUCAUUGGGCUGCUCGACCUGACUAGCAGUGGGAGCUAGGUCAUGGAAUGCCUUGCAGUCCCUCAUUUACAUGUGUUUUUAAGGGAUGAGCACCACAAUCUUUGUUUGAUUUCAAGAUACGUUCCUCCGCCUCUUACUAGCUCAUUAGUUUGUUUGGUUUUUUUUAACCUUGUUUUUUUUUUUUGUUGUUGUUGUUCUUUUGUUAUUUUGUCUUUUGUUGUUGUUUGUUUGUUUUUCCAGAGCUGAGGACCAAACCCAGGGCCUUGUGCUUGCUGGGCAAGUGCUGUACCACUGAGCUAAAUGCCUAACCCCAGCUCAUCAGUUUUUAAGGACAAAAUGGGGUGUACCUUUGAGGUUCAGUCUGUCAGCCAUGCCCUCCCUUAGUCUCCUUGGCUUAUCAAAAAAAAAAAAAAAAAAUUCAAUGAUAUGAUGCUUGAGAUAGCCUGUGAAUAUGAUUUUUUUUUUUUUAAAUGGAGCUGGUGAGAUGGCUCAGCAGGUAAAAGCACUUGCUGCCAAGGCUGAUGACACAAAUUCAAUCCCCGGAACCUACUUAGUGGAAGGAGAAUUCCACAAGUUGUCCUCUGAUUGCCACACGUAUCCUUAGACAUACACAUUAGUAAAUGUCAUCAUUUAAAAUAUUCUGAGCAGCAAAUUAUUUAGAAGAUAAACAAGAACACUGCACUUUUAGGAAAGGAGGGUCAGGUAGAAUUUAGUUUGAGACUUAGAGGAAUGACCUCAGUGAAUUUCCUGUGACAGCAGAGAGGCUCGUCUUGACUUCCAGUAAUAGAAAACCAGGCAAUUUGAUUAUCUGAUUUUCGAGAAAUGUUAAUGGAAUUCCAGGGCAUUUGUCCUGUUUUAUGUGCAAAUGAAAGUCUAAAAAAUAUUAGAAGGGUAUUACACUUUGCAGGAGCCUCCCUUCUGCAUCUCAGAAGGUGAUGAGUGAGGGGCCUGCCGUGAUGAAGUUCAUUAGAUGUGCUGCGAAGGGCAGAUGAAUAGAGCUUGGAAUCGCCGUAUUUCUCAGCUCGUCCUUCAGGGUGCUCUUAGCAUGUAGGAGAGUGAUUUACUCUCUGAAGCUAGGACUUCAACCAGCAUAGAUCAAGUUUAAUUUGAUGGUCUGUACUAUCAGAAAUAACUAAUAUCUGUGUUCUUUCCUUUCAGAGAGUAAUCAAUUAUAGAUGUGCUAGAAUAUUUUGGCUUCAAAACAAAAGGAUUCAGAAGUUUAAUAAUAAAAAAAAAAAUAGCUCAGACCUUCCAUCGAUUCCUUUUAUUAUGUUGAACAUUCUAGGUAGCAGGAUUAGAAUAUAUAAAUAGUAAUGGUGAGAUUAAAACCAUAAUGUCUAACAAACUUGAGGAAAAAAUGUUUUAAUUUGCUCUGAGUUCAUUUUAUGGUGCCCAGUGUCUCAUCAAAAUGCUGCAUAAUUACAACAAGCAAAAAACCGGGGUAGCUCUCCACAGACAGGACUUAAGUUCCUAAUUCUAUCUGCCAAUUAAUGGGGGGGGGGGCAGUCCUAAGACUAUAAUGAUCUUUUUAAAGAGCCUUCUUUAAUUGACAGUUUUCAACUGUGGGUCUAAAUGUCCUUCUUAAUCGCACAGUAGAAACAGCCUGCUGGCUCCUCAUGCUACUUCGACUGAGGAGCUUCCCAGUGUUUAGAGGCAGGUUGUUUGCUGUGGUCCAUUCAAGGGAAUCGCCUUUAAAAUAGCAUGUUGCAUGUGGGGCCCAUGAUCUUUACUCAGAACUAACAUUGUCAAGGAGGCAGAGGUCCCAAACAUUUAAAGCCAAGUUGUGUGCUUUAUCCACUGCACCAUGAGGCAGGUCUUGAGUCAGCUGCACAACCAGCCCGGAGCCUGCCCCAUGCUCCCCUACUCUACACCAUUGCCAGGCACUGCCCACAAUACUGUUGUCUUUGAGGACUAGCCCUAACGUUCUUUGACCCAUCAUGAACACUUGGCAUUUAUACUUAAGUAAUCCAUUUUACACCUUGAAAAAGCUUGGAAGCAAGACUGGGACUUCUUUCCCUCCCAUUCCUGUUUGAAGUUGCUGCAUGGUGCACGAAACUUUCUCAACUUGGGUCAUGCUCAAGAUGUCAGAAGGACCCGUCAGUUUGGUGGGGGAGAAUGAUUGGCAGCUGGGCAGUCAGAGCAGCUGAUGGUGGCUCUAUUGUUAAGCCAUUUGUUGUGCUGUGUAGACAGAGCUUUAUUGCCCUGGGAAGAAUUUUUUUUUUUAACUUGUCCCACUCAGUCUUCCCAUCAUUUUACAUCGUGAGUCACUCAGCAUCAUCAAUCACUGCUCUGCCCUUCAGAAGUUACAGCCUGCCUUCUAUUUGAUGGACGCUGAAUUCUUGCCUUACUCUCAUUUUCUGUGGGCUCUCCCUCAGGCACCCUGGCCCAGCCACCUAGGCACACAUGACAUGCCCUUCUCUGUGGGUUAAAGAGCCCCGAGGACUUCUAGAAGGGCAGUGGGCAGCAGGAGUCCAUUAAGGCAAACUCCACUGAGUGACAGAAUAUGAUCUGUCAAGGGUGACAGGAUGAUGGGCUCAAGGGUAGGAACUCCACAGAUUUUGUAAGAGAGCACCUGUUAAAGAGUUUAAAAGUCCAAAUCAGACAUCUAGAGAGAAAACCUAAGCCUUUAUACCAGCAAUCUUUAUUUCUCUAAAAGUGCCAUCCUUGUCAAGACCCAGUGCAGGGAGUAAGCGACUUGUGCCUUUAAAAUAGCAUCUAUAUAAAAAUCGACUUGCUCCGGGUUUCUCAAGCCUGGUAGCUCUCUGAACAGCCUGAACUUAAAACCGUGGCUUCACAACAAGUGACAUACUGCCUGGUCACCUGUAACAAUACUGGAAUGAGGAUUUGCUAAGCCUGAAUGGAUGUUUGAUGAUAGUUUUUGCAGUCUGACCUUGGGCUGGACCUAAGUCUAUGUAAACUGUAUGAUGUCUGUUUUGUUUGUAAAUGCUGACAAAAGAAAACUUGGCCUUUUGCUUUUUUGUUGUAAGGUUUUUCUUCUGUGUUCUUCUGUGUACUUCUGUUUGCAGAUGGUAGACCUGGCAUACUUUGGAACAGUGUUCCUUCAGCUUGACUUCCAUCGUAUGCUUUGAUAGAGUGUGGCAUGCCCUGUCACUAUAGAAUCUGUGUUAAGAAUGGUGCAAACAUUUGUUAAUAAAAUGCUAUGUUUACAGAUGCA